AUGCCAGCUAUGCAGCCUCCACUAGGUGUUCAGUCAAACUUCGAUAACCCCCGGACUGAUGGUCGCGUUCUCGUUAUCGUCGGGACUGUUUUCACAGUCAUACCUUUCAUUGCGGUCAUCCUUCGGCUCUAUGUGAGAAAAGUCGUAUCCUCCCAGAAGAUCUUGUGGGAUGAUGACCUCGACUACGGACUGGGAAAGCACAUGUGGGAUAUCCGAGCCCUGAGUGUGACCCACCAACGACUUGUGUCCUUACUAGUCAUGGACGACGUGAUAACAGCCGCCGCGUACCUUACACGUAUCUCAAUUCUACUCCUCUACUACCGCCUAUUUCAAGUCUACGACACCUCGUGCCGAUUGGUUUGUAUCGGCAUGACAGCAUGCACAUUGAUCACAAUUCCUUACCUCGGCGUUAUUAUUACACGUGCAGUACGAUGCACAGAGCCAACCGCAAUCUUGACCAACACUUUCUGCCAUACAAAUACAAUCAGCAUCGCUGUUGUAACAUUCGCCGGCUUAAACAUGAUCACCGAUUUCUUCAUCCUCCUCAUUCCUAUUCACAGGUUCUGGAGUCUCAAUGUUAGUAAGAAAAAGAAGAUGGGGCUUAUUGCCAUCUUCGCAGCCGGCUUCCUUGCCUGCGCCUUUGCGGUUGUUCGAUUGAUAUGGGUCUGCAUCCAUUUUAGCGAUAAAGACACCUUACGAUAUGCUUUGUGGGUCGGACUUUUUGCGAUCUUAGAAGUCAACAUCGCACUCACAUCUAACUGCGCCAUCUUCUUCCCAGCUGUCUGGAAGGCUCGUAAAUCUGUCUUUUCAAUCAGUUCUCGUCGACGACAUGGCGUGAGUGGCUAUGAUAUGAACUCAAGGGACUAUGCCAGUGAACAUAAGUCUAAAGAGCCUGGUGCGCGUGGGAAUUCUCGUGAAAUUUCCAAGUCCAUAAUUCAGCACAAAACCCGGGGUAUGGAAUUUGACGAUGACAUCAUUCAGCAACUGGAGGUUUCUGAACAGUCAAGGCGCUGAGGUCAAUCUGAAAGUGGUCCACCCUGGCCCCUAGGCUUGAAUACGAACACUUCAAGACUUGACCUCAUGAUCACGAAGAGAUUGAGAAGUAUUAUGGUGGGUUUCUCUCC
Messenger RNA from Lindgomyces ingoldianus, 1124 nucleotides. RefSeq lists its product as uncharacterized. The transcript is spliced from 5 exons. The record is from RefSeq and is a predicted model, not a curated record. The coding region runs from base 1 to 1014 and encodes 337 amino acids. Lineage: Eukaryota; Fungi; Ascomycota; Dothideomycetes; Pleosporales; Lindgomycetaceae.